AUGGCCAGCGGUGGUCUAGUGGAGGUGAUCAACAACAAGGGAUGCUCGAGGCUCUUUGUCGUCCCACCUGGCUCUCUUCCACCCUCCUCUCCUACCCUCGGCACUUCGAUGUCCUCCAGCUUGAUAUCUUCGACUACCACUGAGGGUGGUGCGGGGGUUCCAGGAACUGCUAUUGCUAGGCCUUUUGCAGGUCUUGUCAUAUGCGUAACAGGGUUGUCCAAAGGUUCUAGCUCUCUCACCCCGCCAUCUGUUUUUCUAAUUUUGAGUAUUUUCUUGCUUUUUCCAUGUUUACAACCUCCAACAUUAUUUUACAGCAGAGAUUUGACCAUACUCAAUCCGAAUUCCUCCUCUUGUUGUUGAAAUCUGGAUAUCUUUGGCUUAAUGCGAUAUGCUUACUUUGUGGCAGAAGUGAGAAAACAAGUCAUGGUCGCUACAGAAAGAUUAGGUGGCCAAUACAGCGCGAGCUUGCAUCCAGGGUGCACCCAUCUCGUUGUUCAGAUAUCCUGCUAAAAAUUGUUCACGAACUUGGCCACCGGCUCUUAUUAAAUGCGUGAUUCUUCCUUCUCGUAUGCCUACUUCGCUAUAGUUUCAUUAUAUCCCGGCAAAAGUUAUCUUUUGAAGAUGAUGCUUCUUAACUUCAAAGGACACAGCUUUGGCGGACGCAAGUUUGAACAUGCUGUAAAGCAUGGCGUGAAGAACGGCCUCCUGGUCGUCACAGUGGGAUGGUUUGUCGACAGCGUCAGAAGGAAUGGUGAGCAAUGGUUGUUGUUUGCAUCCUCCUGGUUGAUUUCCCCACUCUCCUCGCCCAUUUCCAUAAACGUUUUUUGAUCUUUUCUCUGUCUUAAAAAAAAAUCUAUUUAGUUUUUUGCCGAUAUCUUGAAAGCUGAAUUUAGGUUCUCACUGAAUGCUGCAGUGAGGAUGAGUGAAGCCCUUUAUGAUGUGAAGAGCGUCGGAGAGAUUGACCUGCCAUUGAAUGAGUCGAACUGGCUAGCCGGCUGCAGUGUUUCUGAGAAAUCCUGCACACCUGCCCAUGAUGGUAGCAUCCUUAGCAACAUAACCUUGAAGCCUCACCUACAGGCAGCUGAAAAGGAGACCACCAGGAAAAGACCUGUUCUCUCGAACAAGGUCAUCCACAUUGAUCCAAAUGUUUCGAAUGAGCUGAAGAAGAAGGUAGGGCAUGAAUUCAUUUGGAAGCCGACACUCAUGCAUUUAUAUUUCGUUUUAUGCCCGCAUCACCUUCUGCACUGAUCCCACUGGUCACAGUCCGACCAUAUGCCGAUAAAUCCUUCUUCAUGACACUUUCACAGGUGGUCGAUGCAGCUCUUGCAGAAGGUGCCACAUGUAUAGAUCAGUGGUUUGUUGGUUGUCGAGCAAGUCAUGUAGUGUGUGAAGGGCCCUACGUCCAGAGAUAUAUUGGACAUGCUAACUAUCUCGUCACAGUGAGUUCUUGUGCAGCCUGUGUUUAUCCACAUAUAUACACACAGUCAGCUUCAGUUUGAUUUAACUCUUUGCCGCAAUGUCUCAUUACUGACCGAUGCAGCCACUCUGGAUUCUGAAAUCAGUGAAAGAAAAGCAUGUGCAGAGACUUGUUAACUUGUCCAGUGAUCUUGCUAGGCAUGUUGCAAUGACUCUUGAAAAUGUGCAGACUAGUCUUCCAGAACAGGUUUCCUCUACUCUCCCAUCCAUGUGUGUACACACUCGACUCAAUUUUUUCGGGACAGCCUUUCAAUUAAGAUAUCCAUACAAUUUCCAUUUUAUUCUUGGUUUCUCUUGGUACUUGGACUUCUCCGGAUCCCAGAUACAGGUGACGCUACUUCUCAAUCAGGCAUAGAUCGUCUCUUAUAUCGACAGAAGUCAUAACAUAUGUGCUAUUUUCAGGCAUCUUUGUUUAAAAAAUCUUCGAUUCUCUUGGUAUAAGGUUUCCUCUCGGAAAAACAAUAAAUCGUAAUGCACUGAAUGUUGCCUAUGAUUGAAUUGUGGGGUUCACCUUCAUGAUAUUUUUCAUAUUUUAUAAGAGUCAUUCUUUUAUCCGUAGCGUUCCCUGGAUACCCUUGUGCUAGAUAAUUUAUUCUCGUGGCGUAGUCCGUCUGCAUAGCAGACUGGUGCAUAAAGUCGCAGUAAAGUGGAAUAUUGGGUAGGAAGAUAAAAGCUGCAGCCCAGGUCUCUGCCUUUUCAGUUGUGGUAUUGGUAAAUUAGAAUUAUCACUUUUUAAAAAAAAUACUUUUCAGGAUGCCAACGGGAAGAACACCCAUCAGGCAGCUGUUCGCACAGGGGAAUCUUUAAUAUCUCCAAGCGAGAUCAAAAGCCUCGAAGAGAGACAGAAAAUUGUUGAGAUUGCUAAAAUUGGUAUAAGGAAUCGUCGUUCUAGGCGUAUUCAGGUAAUCAAAUACUCAUUGGGAAUCUUGUUUUUGAAACACUGUGCAUGUUUUUUAACCAUCAUGUUCCUUACCGAAGUCAAUAACUCUGGGUCAACCCGACUGGAACGAAGAUGGGCUGAUGUGGGUUUGACCAAUGAAAUUCUGAUACUUUCGAAGUGAAAACCCCGUAAAAUAAAAAACUAAAAUAGACCACAUUUCUCAUGCUUGUUAAUCUGAGCAUUUAAUUUAGUGCUGGUUUUAGUGGAGUUCAUUCAUUUCUGGAUGUGAAGAAUCUGACUCUGCUGCUGCCCGUGGUUUUGACAAAAAAUAUUUGAGACGCCUCUCAUAUCUGACGAUUUCCAAUCUUUGAGAUGGUGGUUAUCAAUAACCCAUCUGAUGGAUAUUCAUAUCCUGUGCACCCUGAAGCGCCGAUUAAUCGCUUAUUUAUUUAUUUCAGUCUUACCAGACUAUAAUCCAGCCAAUCACUCCCGGCAAUCUCUUGGAUUCUAUAUGCUGGUCCGUCUCGGAGCCCACUUCGUCAGCCUCCAUUUACACCGAUCGCCCGGGCUCUGAAGACCCCAACGACACCAAAUUCGUCGGCGCACUUUCAGACAGAAUGGAUUUGGACGCUUCAUUCAGCAACCUCUCGCGGCCGCUUAAAGAAAGGUUGCAACUCCAUGGGCUUCCCUUUUUAGUCUGAUGUUUCUCCAGAGUUCCUCCGAUUCUUACUUACAUGGAGCCGUGUUCCCUCGGUUCCUUCAUGCGCUGCCUUCUUCAGCGAGAAAGGGGCGGUGAUCUUGAAGACCCACUUCCUCACGAUACUCUUCCCGGUUGAUCGAUUCGGUGAGCUGGGGCCUUCCUCAAGAACAUUCUUCAGCGACGGUGGCUUCACCUGUCUUCAGGUCCUCGACCUCAUCUACAGAUUCUACCAGGUUUGAUCUCCUCCCCCGGUUGGGUCUCCGCUCUCCACUUCUCGCGACCUCCUUCCCAUGGCUUUUGUCCCCCAACCUGCAGGAGAAGAUGCCGGCCGAGGAGGUGGAACUGGCGAUCCACACCGACUCCAAGCACGCCGACGCGCUCCGAUCCCUCUACGCAAGCAACGAUGUGUCCGUCCACCGCUCGUCGCCCUUCAGGAGGAUCGAUUUCCUGGGGAGCCGCCGGAGCUUCGAGGUCUUGAAGCGGGUCGCCGGGGAGAACUACUGCAGCGUGUAUGAACUGGUGAUCAGGGCCUGA
This is a messenger RNA of Spirodela intermedia, 3590 nucleotides long. The record is from the annotation of a GenBank genome assembly. Lineage: Eukaryota; Viridiplantae; Streptophyta; Magnoliopsida; Alismatales; Araceae.